AUGAGCGCGAACCAAGAGGUCGCCGUCAUCGCCGUCGUCGGCACGUCGCUCGUGCGCGACGCCGCGACGCGGCAUCGCACGGCGCCCACGGCGACGGCGGCGCUUGGACGGUCGCUCAUGUGCGCGCUCCUGCUCGGGACGUUCAAGGGAGAGGACGAGACGACGCAGCUGACGUUCAAGGGCGACGGGCCGCUCGGGCAAAUCGUCGCCGUCGCGACGCACGACGGACGAGCGAAAGGGUUCUGUUCGAACCCGAACGCGGAUCCGCCGCUGCGGAGCGAUGGAAAAUUGAACGUGGGGGCGGCGGUCGGGAGAGGGGUGCUCACGGUGAGCCGGGCGCAUCCUUCGAUGAAGACGCCGUUUAGCGGGUCGGUGGCUAUUAGAACCGGGGAAAUCGCGGAGGACGUGGCGGGGUACCUGAGCGAGAGCGAACAGGUCGGGUCUGCCAUCGCCGUGGGCGUCGCGAUCGAUCGCGAGUGCGAGGUGAUCGCGGCGGGGGGGUUCAUGGUGCAAAUUUUGCCGUUCGCGAGCGACGAGACGAUUGAGAUUUUGGAGCGAAUCAUACCGUCGCUGCCGUCGUCGACGGCGCUCGUGCAGGAGGGGUUGACGGCGGAACAGAUCGCGCAGCGCGUGCUGGGCGAGCUCGGCGAGCAGAAGGAUCUCAUCACGAGGAUGACGCCCGAGUACGGACCGUGCGAACCGACCGAGUUGCGCGGACGAAUGUUGCGCGCGGUGGCUUCUCUGGGUAAGGAAGAGGUGGCUAAAAUUUUAGCCGAAGACGGCCAAAUCGAAAUCACGUGCGAGUUUUGCAAGGUGACUAGCGUGCUGAAGGAAGCAGAUUUAGCCAAGGCCCAGGGCGAGGUGGACGCAAGGUGA
Molecule: messenger RNA, 876 nt
Organism: Ostreococcus lucimarinus CCE9901
Lineage: Eukaryota; Viridiplantae; Chlorophyta; Mamiellophyceae; Mamiellales; Bathycoccaceae
Exons: 1
Coding region: 1-876 (291 amino acids)
Biological process (GO): protein refolding
Cellular component (GO): cytoplasm
Molecular function (GO): protein folding chaperone
Source: RefSeq, a predicted model, not a curated record